This is a messenger RNA of Neopsephotus bourkii (Bourke's parrot), 1103 nucleotides long. RefSeq names its product ATPase H+ transporting V0 subunit e1 (gene ATP6V0E1). Gene Ontology annotation, molecular function: proton-transporting ATPase activity, rotational mechanism. The record is from RefSeq and is a predicted model, not a curated record. NCBI's taxonomy places the organism in Eukaryota, Metazoa, Chordata, Aves, Psittaciformes, Psittacidae. Gene Ontology annotation, biological process: proton transmembrane transport. The transcript has 4 exons. Bases 100 to 345 code for a protein of 81 amino acids. Gene Ontology annotation, cellular component: proton-transporting V-type ATPase, V0 domain.
AGGCAGCGGGGCGGGGUGCUGCGGCCGGCCGUGAGGAAGGGGUGGGGAGGUGCCGCCCCUGGUCGCACCGAGCUGCUUCCCUCCGCCGCCGGCCUGGCCAUGGCGUACGGUGGCCUCACGGUGCCUAUCAUCGUCAUGAGCGUUUUCUGGGGGGUGGUCGGAGGCGUCCUGCCGUGGCUCAUACCCAAGGGGCCUAACCGAGGUGUUAUCAACACAAUGCUGGUGACGUGUGCUGUUUGCUGCUACCUGUUUUGGCUGAUUGCGAUUCUGGCUCAACUCAACCCUCUCUUUGGGCCACAGUUAAGCAAUGAAACAAUCUGGUACCUUAAAUACCACUGGCCUUAAGGAUGUCUGUCCUAUGCUGAAAUCUGUUGACUAGGAUAAUUCAGUUGCCUGGGAUCUGAAGUGAUCUGUGUGUUGCAAGCAGCAAGGUGAAACUGGAGAUGAGAUACAAGUCGUGGAUUCCAGCUGCCUGAUGAAAGAAUCAGGUUUUCCCUCUUCCUUUCAGUAAAGAAUUUUCCAGAGAGCUGAAGGUAGAUAUAUACUGAGGAAGAGAGGGAGCUAAUGUGGGAUGGCCAGUAAGUUUAUGUGAGGAGCUGUCAUUUUUUAACUUAUUAGUGAAGAAUUUGAGGCCUAUAUAGCACAUGCUGUUGUGUUCUGUGAGGCAGAUUGGUUUAACCUUCGAUCUGUCUGAUUUCAUUGCCUUAAUUUUGAAAUAAAAUGAAAGUUCUCGUCAUCUUGAAAGAGAAUGAUUUUAAAAAAUAAAAGCCUAUAAUAGUCUUCAAAUAUCCUAGUUAAAUGUUAUGUUUUCUUGCUAGAAAUGUGCUGCUUCAGGACAUACCAUUCUCCAUGAUCUUGUUUGAAUUACUCGUGUUGAGAGAGCUGAGCAGCAAGGAUGUGGCUGCCUUGAUCAGACUGCAGCGUCCUGUCUUGUGCUGUUGUGUACCUCUGCACUCAGAACCUCCAGUUGAGUUUGUCACUAGACAGGUGCUGUGAAUUAGACUCCAUCUGACACUGCAUGGAAUCCCAUAAAUAUAGCUACUGUUACAUAUUUGGUCAAUUAUUUUUGGCUUUUAAUAAGUGUUUUUCUAGCACCUAUUUUG